Messenger RNA from Planococcus citri (citrus mealybug), 2120 nucleotides. RefSeq lists its product as uncharacterized. The record is from RefSeq and is a predicted model, not a curated record. The coding region runs from base 176 to 1858 and encodes 560 amino acids. The transcript is spliced from 2 exons. NCBI's taxonomy places the organism in Eukaryota, Metazoa, Arthropoda, Insecta, Hemiptera, Pseudococcidae.
GUGAGACUUAUUCUUUCAUGUGUCUCGAAGGUUUAACGCGUCUUUAUCUAGAAUGUUGUUUAAUUUCUUCUAUGUAAGCUACGUCGUGUGAUAACGAUUAAAAUUGUAUGAUUUGUAUUUUCAUAUUUUUUAUACAUACAUACUCGUAUAAUUUCAUGGGUAAAACGAAUCCAAGAUGACAACGAUCACGGAAAUCACAUGCGAAAAAUGCCUACGUCCAUUGAUACCUUCAGGUCCAGCGAGUCAGCCGCAAGGAAUCUCAACGUAUGGUUUUUUUAUCAGCAAAUGCAAGCAUUUCUACCGUAAAAGCUGCAUCAGUGAACUGUACAAUACCCCGACGUCGGCCAAUUCGAAAGAACCGCAUAGCUUCAUCUGUCAAAGUCAGAAUUGUGCCACUCUGGUAAAAUAUAAUGAAAUUUUUACCAUAGCUCCUUCAUUACAAACCAGAACAAUUCAUUCUGCAGGCUCAACAAUGCCUGAUGAGAAUUUAAAACCAACUACGGAAAUCGUAUGCGAAAAAUGUCUACACCCACUGAUAUCUCCAGGUCCAGCGAAUCAGACACCACAAAUCACAUCGUACGUGUUUUCUAUUACAAAUUGUAAGCAUUUCUACCAUCAGAGCUGCAUCAGAGACCUGUAUAAUACCCCGAUGACGUCGCCCAAUUCGGAAGAACCGUUCAUCUUCAUAUGUCAAAAUCAGAAGUGUGCCGCUCCGGUAAAGCAUGAUCAGAUUUUCACCAUAGUUCCUACCUUACAAAGUAGAAAAAUUGAUUCUGUGACGAACGAUGAGUCAUCUGAACCACAAGCACCAAGUUACGCCAAUGCUGCGACUCGAACCUCAAAACGUACUGCCGAACAACCAAUGAAAACCAUAACACAACACCUGUCUAUAACGUUAACUGCAGUCAACCAGACGCCCAAAACUACCAGCAGCCAAAUACCAAAACCAAAAUUAACGACAAACCAGAAUACGAGUAAUAAGGCACCUUCUCAAACAACUACGUGUACACAACCGUUUGAAAUUUCGAUAAUUCCAGCUAAAAGAAAAUCAGAUGCAAAACUACGAAAAUCGAAGCGUAAAAAUCGCUCUUCUAUUGCUCGUUUUAAUUCUCCUGGACCUAUAGAGCAAACCAAACAGCGUCACAUACGAUUCCAAAAACGAUUUAAAAUGGAUCCCGAGAUACUCGAACCGUUCUACCCUCUGAAUACUUAUCCCUUUAAGUAUACUGCGGCUGGAAUUCAGUCCUGGGAUGGAGUUGCAAAAAUCGCCAUCCUUGCGAAGGACGUACUCAUGAUCGGAGAUGGCCUUAUAUACGGUAUGGUACAGUUGAUCUCGACAGCGAUACCUUUCGAAUUCGAUUUGCAUCCAGCAUUAUACAAAAGAGAUUUGGACAUUUUAGAUUUAGUUGUCACAUUGGACUUUUUAUUUCCAAAACUGCCUCCUAGAAUCAUGCUUUCCAUCGGAAAUUGGGAUGUCUACGAUUCCAUUCGAAGUCAAGCAUUUCAUGAUAAUUUCCAAAAACUCCUUCAAAGUUUUGAAUCUCGUCGAGUCGAGGAAUUAUAUUUGAUCCCUCCAAUAAGGUACACUACUCGAGAUUCGUUAGUUGCAUUUGCGUAUGUUGUUUCUCUGUUCCAAGCUGAUAGUGGAAAUACUUUCGGCGGUAAAACUAUGGUCUUGGAUCCGCCUCCUUCAUUCAAAUAUCCCAUUGUGGACAAAGAUGGACCGAUGUUCGAACUAGAACUAUUUGAACCCUUCGUACGAUACAUACGUGAGAGAUUUAUUCCUCCAGCUCGUGAAAAUGAGACAAACGAUGAAGUAAAAUGUACUUACGAGGAUGAUAAGUUGAGUGUAUCUUAGUGUUAAGCAUGAUUAGUAGAAGUGUCGAUUUUAUGUAGGUACACUGGUACAGGUACCUUAUAUUUUGUUUAAUGUUGUUACAUCUUAUUUUAUGUAUUUUUACUUUAUACGUACCUACAAAAAUUAUUAGAGUGAGCUAUUUGUUAUUAAAAAAAAUCCAAAAAAUUCUUCUUUUUAAAAAAAUUGCAAAAAUGUUGUCGAUUUUUAUAAAAAAAUUUCAAGUCUAGGUAUUUUUUUUUUUUUUUUUUUAGAAAUUGUCCAA